UUGUCUGGGGAGCAGUGUUGUCAAGCGACAUUUUAAACUAGCGUGCUGUAGAAAGAGUCCCAUCAUUUAGUCGCUAAUUUUUCGACGUGAAAAACCAAAGAGACGCCGAAGGAAUUAGGAAAUGGCCAGCACAGACAUCCCCAUGGAGGCAGCUGUGGAAUCGGCGACCGGCAUCACGCCCAAUUCAAAUGCGAACUCAAACAAUGUGGCGAAGAAGCUGCCCGCGGAGGGCUCCACCGGUGAUAAUCCCAAUGCCAAUGCCGACGAGAUGACGUCCCGCGACUAUUACUUUGACUCCUAUGCCCAUUUCGGGAUCCACGAGGAGAUGCUCAAGGACGAGGUGCGCACCGUCACAUACCGCAAUGCCAUGUACCACAACAAGCAUCUGUUCCAGGGCAAGACCGUACUGGACGUGGGAUGCGGCACAGGCAUUCUGUCCAUGUUCGCUGCCAAAGCCGGCGCCGCUCAGGUGAUCGCCGUCGACUGCUCCAACAUCAUUGAGUUCGCCCGCCAAGUGGUCAUUGACAACAAUCUGCAGGAUGUGAUCAAGGUUGUCAAGGGCAAGAUUGAGGAGGUUGAGCUUCCAAAUGGUAUUGAGGGAGUGGACAUCAUCAUUUCCGAGUGGAUGGGUUACUGCCUCUUCUACGAGUCCAUGCUGGAUACAGUGCUGUACGCGCGGGACAAGUGGCUGAAGAAGGACGGCAUGAUGUUCCCGGACAGGGGCACGCUGUACAUUACUGCCAUCGAAGACCGCCAGUACAAGGACGAGAAGAUCAACUGGUGGGACGAUGUCUACGGUUUCGACAUGAGCUGCAUUCGCAAGGUGGCCGUAACUGAGCCACUGGUCGACGUGGUCGAUCCCAAGCAAGUGGUAUCCACAUCUUGUAUGGUCAAGGAGGUGGACCUGUAUACCGUGCAAAAGGCAGAUCUCAACUUCUCGUCCAAGUUCAGCCUGUGCAUCAAGCGCAACGACUUCGUGCAUGCAUUAGUCACCUACUUCAACAUAGAAUUCACCAAGUGCCACAAGCGUCUUGGGUUCAGUACGUCACCAGACUCCACAUAUACGCACUGGAAGCAAACCGUGUUCUAUCUGGAUGACCACAUGACGGCCAAGAAGAACGAGGAGAUCACUGGCACGUUCCAAAUGAAGCCCAACGAGCGGAACAACCGUGACCUGGACUUUGUCAUCGACAUUAAUUUCAAGGGCGAAUUGUCUCAAAUUCAGGAGUCGAACACAUACCGCAUGCGCUAGGGGCUGCCAUAACCAAUCCGAUCUGCUUUUUGGGAUGGGGCUCAGAGCCCUGCAGCGAGGAUACAUAAAAUGACUAGACGUAAGGUUUAUUCCAGUGCGAAAUGUGCAACGAAUUCGUGUUGCGUCUUCUCCUAAGUUUAAAGUGUACCUUUGUUAGUAUACAUAAUAUUUUUACACUCGUGCGCCUGUUUAAAUUAUUAUCCGAACAUACUUCUAAGAAAGUUGUACAGCAGCACGUCAAUUCUCACAUAAUAAACAGUGCAUUAUGCACGUCCCCUUUUUGCUGGAAA
Drosophila erecta is the source of this 1542-nucleotide messenger RNA. It is a transcript of the gene Art1, whose product is annotated as protein arginine N-methyltransferase 1-B. Gene Ontology annotation, molecular function: protein-arginine N-methyltransferase activity. Gene Ontology annotation, cellular component: nucleus. The transcript is spliced from 4 exons. Gene Ontology annotation, biological process: peptidyl-arginine methylation. NCBI's taxonomy places the organism in Eukaryota, Metazoa, Arthropoda, Insecta, Diptera, Drosophilidae. The record is from RefSeq and is a predicted model, not a curated record. Bases 122 to 1252 code for a protein of 376 amino acids.